AUGGAGUUGGAGUUUGUGGCAGCGCCUGGAGCUGGGCGGGAGCUACUUGGAGUGGGAGAGACGAUGAGUGAGAUCAUUGGGUCACCUGCAAUACUGAAGAAUAUGCUCAUCGACAACCAGGCAGCCAUACAGAAGAUUAAACGAGAAGCGUCGUCUACUUAA
Molecule: messenger RNA, 162 nt
Organism: Peronospora matthiolae
Lineage: Eukaryota; Oomycota; Peronosporomycetes; Peronosporales; Peronosporaceae
Source: the annotation of a GenBank genome assembly